AUAUUUGACACGUGUUUGCUGCAUAUUUAAAAAAAUGUUAAUAAUUUUAUUUGUGUGCGUGAUUGUUAUUAUUUAUUAUGCUUAUUUUCGUUGGUCGCGGAAAGCGAUUUAUGACUUUUCCGAGACGCUACCGAAUGUAGGAAGUCUUCCUGUUUUGGGACACACGCAUUGGUUUAUCGGCGGACCGGAAAGGUUGUUUAAUAAUAUUAAACACCUUGGGUCUCUACUUGAUAAAUCUCCAAGUACCAUCAACAAAGUAUGGAUUGGGCCUUCUCUCUAUAUAGUUCCGUUUAACCCUGAAGACAUACAGAAAAUCCUAGACAACUGUCUUCAGAAAGACUCGUCGUAUAGAUUCCUACGGGCUUGGUUAGGAAAUGGAUUAUUUGUCGCUCCAGUUGAAUUAUGGAGAAUGCAUCGUAAAUUACUAUUAACGGUGUUUCAUAACCGUAUAAUUGAAGACUAUAUUAAUAUAUUUGGUGAACAAGGAACGUUUUUAGUCAAACGUUUGCAGGAAAAUAUUGGACAACACGAGUUUGAUGUUUUUAAAUUUGUCACUUCUUGUACGCUGGAUAUUGUAUUUGAAACAGCAAUGGGGAAGAAGAUGGAUGUACAAAACAAUUCAGACACGCCUUACCUGCGCGCGCGCAACGUCGUCAUGUCCAUUAUAAGCAUGAGGCUUUUCAAAGCAUGGCUGCGACCGGAGCCACUGUUUAAUAUGACGUCGUAUUCCAAAAUACAGAAAGAAAAUAUUGAUUAUACGCACAAAUUUACUGACGAGGUCGUUACAGAAAAGAGGGCAUCGUUUAACAAAAAUGGAAGGGAUACUACUAAAGGCCGUAAGGACCUGCUCGAGUUGUUAUUGGAGAGAAACGCCAACUUUACGGACGCAGAACUUCGAGAGCAUAUCGAUUCUAUAACAAUAGCUGGCAAUGACACUACAGCACACGUUAUUUCUUACGUCCUGCUCAUUUUGGGUAGCCAUAAAAGAGAACAGGAUACUGUGUUUGAGGAACUACAAAGCAUUUUUGGCGAUUCAAUGCGGUCUCCAACGAAAGAGGACUUAAAUAAAAUGGAAUAUCUUGAGCGAGUGAUUAAAGAAACGAUGCGAUUGUACACAGUCGUGCCAAUCAUUGGAAGGGAGACGCAAAAGGAACUUAAACUUUCAACGUGUACAGUACCCGCUGGCGUUGGUUGUGCAAUACUGCCUUUCAUAUUGCACAGAUCGAAGAAAAUUUGGGGACCAGACGCAGAGGAUUUCAAUCCAGAUAGAUUUUUACCAGAGAAUAGCGUGAAUAGACAUCCAUGUUCCUUUAUCCCGUUUAGUUAUGGGGCCAGAAAUUGUAUAGGUAGGCAUUUUGGAAUGUUGGGAAUGAAGAGUAUUUUGGCGAAUGUCCUUAGAUCUUACAAAGUAUCUUCAAACAUAUGCAACAGAUUAAAAAUUGAAAUACUUUUAAUACCAGUUUCAGGCCAUCUCAUAACUAUUGAAAAAAGAAUUUAAUAUCGUAACUAAAUAUUUUA
Molecule: messenger RNA, 1518 nt
Organism: Pieris brassicae (large cabbage white)
Lineage: Eukaryota; Metazoa; Arthropoda; Insecta; Lepidoptera; Pieridae
Product: cytochrome P450 4C1-like
Exons: 10
Coding region: 35-1498 (487 amino acids)
Molecular function (GO): heme binding; oxidoreductase activity, acting on paired donors, with incorporation or reduction of molecular oxygen; iron ion binding
Source: RefSeq, a predicted model, not a curated record